Cavenderia fasciculata is the source of this 2034-nucleotide messenger RNA. RefSeq lists its product as uncharacterized. The record is from RefSeq and is a predicted model, not a curated record. Bases 1 to 2034 code for a protein of 677 amino acids. The transcript has 8 exons. NCBI's taxonomy places the organism in Eukaryota, Evosea, Eumycetozoa, Acytosteliales, Cavenderiaceae.
AUGACAUUUAAAUUAAUAUCUAUCAUUAUAUUUGUUGUGAUUGUUGCAACCAAUGGAAUGAAUAAUGCAAAAUACCACUUACAACUAGUCAAUCAAAUUAGAUCAGAGGCUGGUAGAGCACCAUUAAAAUUGGAUACUUGUAUGUUGGCUAGUUCCAAACAACAUUCAAAUUGGAUGGCUUCCAAUCAUGUAAUGCAACAUGGUGAUGCAACUGAUGUAAUGAGACAAAAUGGUGCUGCUAAUAUAUCAGCUGCUGGAGAGAAUAUUGCAGCAGGGUACAAUAGUGAUGAUGAAGUAGUAGCUGGUUGGAGGGAUAGUCCAGGUCACUAUGCCAAUAUGAUUAACCAAAAAUUUGAAUAUUUUGGUAUUGGUGUGGCCAUGGAUACCAACUAUGUCUACUGGACGCAACAUUUUAGUGGUGUUUCACCAACAUACUCUUGUACUCCAAAAGUAGUAGGUACAACUACUGGUAGCGGCAGUACCAGUACCAGUAGUAGUACUGGCAGUAAUAGUAGUAGUGAUGGAAUAGACCAAUUCCCAAGUUCAUCAUUCAAAAUGACAAUCUCUUAUUUUAUCUACCUCUUUACCACUAUUGUCAUUCUUCAAAUGUACAUUAAAUCUAUUUUAUCUCUUUUUAUGUCUUUAAUCACAAUCCUUUUUACAAGUUAUGGUCCUGGUUUGGUCAAUGGACAAGUAAGCUUUAACAUUACAUUACAUUUACAACUUGUCAAUGCAAUCAGAGCUGAAAGGGGAUUGGCAUCACUAUCAACACUCAGUUGUUUGAACCAAGCAGCACAAUUCCAAGCAGAUUAUCAAAAUUCGAUAAGCCAAAUGACUCAUAACUCUCCCUUUGGAAACCUCAGACAAAGAAUAGAGGCAUUUGGAGUAUCUGAUAUAAAAGGUAUUUCCGAAAAUGUUGCCUAUAGCCAACUAAACGAUACUACUGUUGUUAAUGCAUUCGAAAAGUCAACAAGCCACCUCAAAAAUAUCAUUGGAAAUUACACUAAUAUUGGUAUUGGAAUGAGCGUAUCCCGCCGUACUGGUAGACCCUAUUGGGCACAACAAUUCAUUAAAGGUGGAAUAUGUAUAUCAUCAACUACUACUACUUCUGGAUCUACUACAACAACUGCUACAAGUACGACUGCCACCUCUACUUCAACCUCUACGUCCUUGGCAACUGGGGGAGGAGAAAGUCCAUCGACAGCCAGCUUCGGACCAUCCUCUGUCAACGGACAAGGACAAGUAAGCUUUAACAUUACAUAUCAUUUACAACUUGUCAAUGCUAUCAGAUCUGAAAAUGGAAAGCCAGCACUUUCAACACUUAGUUGCAUGAACGCUGCUGCACAAAACCAAUCUGCCUAUCAAGUCAGCAUCGACACUAUGACUCACAAUUCAACAUUGGGAGGUCUUUCUGCCAGAACUGCCGCUUUUGGAAUGUCUCAAGGUACUGCUUGGGCAGAGAAUGUUGCUUAUGGUUAUUACUCUGAUUUAGAAGUUGUCACUGGCUGGAAGAAUUCACCGGGUCAUUUUGCAAACAUGAUUGGUGAUUAUACCUACAUUGGUGUUGGUAUGGCUACUACCAAGUCAGGUUCACCAUAUUGGACCCAACAAUUCAUCAAGAAUGGAAAAUGUACACCUGUAUCAACUACUACUUCUGGAUCUACUACCUCACCAUCCACCAACUCUGCCACCACUUCUUCAAACUCUACUACUACUUCCACCACUAGUACUCCAACCACCUCUCAAACAACAUCACAAACUACUUCUCAAACUACAUCACAAACUACCUCUUCAACCUCUCAAACAACCUCACAAACAACAUCAACUGGAAAUGAAACUACCUCCAACACCUCUACUGGUGGUUCAACUGGAACUGAAACCACAUCCAACACUUCAACUGGUAACUCAACCGGAACUGAGACCACUACAGAUGGCUUGACAACUGGAGAUGAAGGUACAUCGACAGGUACCAACACUUUCAUUCCAUCAGUUCUCAUUGCCUUGAUCUUUUCCAUCACAUUGUCACUCUUUUAG